Molecule: messenger RNA, 1059 nt
Organism: Penicillium cinerascens
Lineage: Eukaryota; Fungi; Ascomycota; Eurotiomycetes; Eurotiales; Aspergillaceae
Product: mitochondrial ATPase complex subunit ATP10
Exons: 2
Coding region: 1-1059 (352 amino acids)
Biological process (GO): mitochondrial proton-transporting ATP synthase complex assembly
Cellular component (GO): mitochondrial inner membrane
Source: RefSeq, a predicted model, not a curated record
AUGUGGAGGCCAUCGGCAUCUGUAUCUUUAGCGGAGCUCCCGCUCUUCCAGACGGGACGCUGCCUGAGCUGCCAAUUCCGAAACACCGGAGUCCUCUCGCACCUCGGCACGAAAUCCGCAUUGGUUCGCCAGUAUGCCACCGAGAACAGCGCGAGAAAGUCUGGCAAGUCCGAUAACAACGGCGAACCAAUUAUCACCAAACGCCCCCCUCGCGAACCACAACGUCUCCGGCGCGACGUCGGAUUCCAACAGAAUCCCAAUGCCAACCCGGCUGCUCAGCCAGGCGACGCGGAGUUUACGCCUCCGCAGCUAGACAGACCGAUUGGCUGUGCCGCGCCUCCGCAGGAAGGCGAAAAUACUGGAUAUGACAGCCGGUCGUUGCGGCAGCGACGGGACGACUUUGUCGACUACGACAAGCACAUUGCGCGGCGAAAGGAAUUAACGAGACAAGUUGCGAAACCCUACUUCCGAGAAUGGUCCAACCUGCGUUUCCAAGAAGGCAAAACAUUCGUGUCAAACCCACGGCUCUUCAAGGCCAAUCAUGCGCUAUACUUCCCCAACCUGCACGGCUUGACUCUCGCAUCGCCCAAAGACCCGCAAGACACAACGGCCACGCUGCGCGGCCAGAUCAGCGUCGUGAACCUGUUCUCUAGCAUGUGGGCCGAGUCUCAAGUGGCGACAUUCACAGGACCGAAGCAGAACCCCAGGCUUGCGGAGCUACUGGCUAGCGGUGGGGAGCAUGUGCAGAAGGUGGAUAUCAAUGUGGAGGAGAACUUGAUGAAGGCGUGGCUGAUCAAGCGGUUUAUGUGGAACAUGCGGAAGAAGAUGCCGCUGGAGCAGCAUGCGCGAUACUUCUUGAUCGAGAAGGGUUUCAGCGAGUUGCUGAAGGAGGCUGUUGGUAUGAUGAACACCAAGGUUGGCUAUGUCUACCUCGUUGAUUCGCAUUGUCGGAUCAGGUGGGCGGGAUGUGGCCCCGCGGAGGCUUCAGAAUUGGAAACUCUGAAUAACGGGUUGGCGAAGCUGAUUGACGAGAAGAAAGCGGGUGGUGACUUGGCCUAA